Messenger RNA from Seminavis robusta, 2872 nucleotides. NCBI's taxonomy places the organism in Eukaryota, Bacillariophyta, Bacillariophyceae, Naviculales, Naviculaceae. The record is from the annotation of a GenBank genome assembly.
CGUCGUCUUCUCGGGCUUGAUUUUUGGGUUCCGAAGAGCAGAAAUUGUGAGAAGUGCUUUCGAGGCCACUUUCCCGCCGCUGAUCGCCAGCCCUCCGUGGACAAAUUUCAAAAAAUGCUUCCACGGAGAGUGGAAUGAACCACGAUUGAUAUCUUUUGAUGAUGGCCACCCAAAAUUCCAUUCUUCUUUUCGGACUCUCGCCACCAGGAGGUUGGCAGACACUCGAAAGAUGCAGCGCUGAGAACGAGACACUAAAGGGCUUGCUACAUCAAAUUUCCCCAUUAAAACUAUCAGAAUACAGGAAAGAUGCUUUGGUCAAAGAGUCAAACCAUAGGAUUAUUCUCCGACAGGAUACCCCAACGGAGGGUGAUCCUGUUAACUCUGUCGUCCAUGAUUUGCUCGCUUGGCUUUCGCGGUGUUCAUGCCUUUUCCGUCAUUCCAACAAGUUCAGUAAAAGCAAGCAGCAGAGCCACUGCAAAAUUUUUGCCAUGGAGACAAGGCACAAGAUUGAUGCAAACGGAUACUGAUGAUGACGAUUGGAUGGAAGACGAUGAGGUACUGCUCGAACGAGUUCCCCAAUCUCAACUGCAAGAUCUCUGCCAGCAACUCAACUUGACUACUGAAGGAACCAAAGAGGAAUUGUUGCUGCGACUACGAGCUCACGCCAAGCAACAAAUUGCAUCCGAACAGAAUUUACAAAGGGAUCGAAAAAUGCGUGUGGAAGCAGGGGGCAAUGAUGAUUCUCGAGAACGCCAUGAGAUUGUCGGUUCAGACAACUUUUUCGAGUCAGGCGAGGAAGAAGAAGGGUUCUUUUAUCUCGAGUUGCCCACGACAAUCCAAAAGGAAGGCAACCAAGAAAACAAUAAUAUCCAAAAGCAACAGCAACAACAAGCAAAGAAACACACACGAAAACCCGUUGUCACGCAAAGUGACGUACUCGCUCCGCCACCUCCUCCUCCCGGUACCCCUGUCAAUGAACAUGGGGAACGAAUUGUCACGGUCUAUUCCACAACUGAUCACAAUGAUCUGACAGGUGUGGCGGCAGCACAACCAGGUCAGGCAGCCAUGUCGGGAAUGGAUCCCAUGGCAGCUGGUUCCUCGUCUGAAUCUCAACCGUGGGAUAUGGAUCAAACCAACAGUCACAAGGUGGCAACAACUAGAGAAUUGGAACAAGCCAAGGAAACGGUGACCGAACUGGUCCAAACAUUGCUCGCCAUGACGGGGGCUCCCGCCUUUUCGCAUUUUGAUGUACCAGAGGAGCUGCUCGUCGAGGAUGUCAUGUCCAAGAGCAAGGACGAAUUGGAUUCGUACACGGCUUCGGUGGUGUCCAAGAACAACAAUAACAAUUUCGACAAAACAGCUACGUUUGGAUUUGAUCCUUCCAGAGUUCCUGGUCAUCUGUUGACCGAAGCAUCUCAGGCACUUCGAGCCAAUCGGGGACAAGUUUUGCAAGAAGUCUUGCGAGAGUUUGAAAUUCAGGCUGUAGGCCAAGACGGUAUGGCGGGGGACAAGGUAGAAGACGGCGGUGGUCACUUUAAGGAAGUGGCCAAAGUAAGAGCCUUUUUGGAGGGAUUUCGGCGCGCUCAGGUCCGCAAGGCUUCGAGAGAUACCGUGACUUUCCUCUUGGACAAGCUGGUGUCGGAAGGCGUCGAAGGGCUGGAUCUGACUCUGGCUACCAUGACGCGGAGCAAUGACGAUUCGGCCAGUGAGGUCGAUUCGUACGAGCUUAACGAUUCUCUCAUUAGCUAUUUGAGUGAUAUCAUUCGUGACCAGGAAAAGAAGGUCGACCGGCUGAAGAAUGGUCAAAUAAAGGAGGAGGCAGAGACCCGUACAGUCUAUGACGUGAACGAUGAUCCCAUCAAUAAGCUUUGGAACCAAACUACUGGAGACGACGGAGAGUCCAUCGAGUCUAUCAAUCCCAAGGAUCCAAAAGUACAGCAGAUCCUCCAGCAAGAAUUGAAAAGGGGAGAGCAGGGACAAGUGGCGAUUGAAAAUUCCAUUUUGGUUCACAACGAGCCCAUUCCAGAAACAGCACCUGAAAAGAUGCUGCUAUUGCUAGGCUUGCUCCGUGAGCGGUUAAAGACAGAAGCAGCGUUUGCCAACGAUGAACGAAGUAGAAACCUCCGAGUUUUGGCGUACUGUUUGAAAUGCAGGUCCGAGCUGGAUCAAGAAGAGUUGAUCAUGAAAGGCCUAGGAUCUUCGGUGGAUAAACUGGACUCUUUCUUGGAGCUCGUAGCCAGCUCAAUCGAGUAUGCUGAAAGCACCUCUCAUCAGCUCCAGCCAGCCAAGCACAUGCCCCUCAACGUGAAGGUCCUCAAGAGGAUCCUGAAGCUCACGGAAACCAUACGAGAAAAACGUGUAUGGAAGUCUGCCGGGCUUAAGCCUUAGCUCCGCGGUUCCUUGUUCCUUCCACCUUACUAAAAUAACUUGAUUUUGUCAGUGUGUGCUGCUCCGCUCCCAAAUAAAUAAAUAAUAGGUUGAGAGUCACUUCUGUAGGGUCCUUUCUUGGUACGCCAAAGCCAUGCUACCGGCCCCGGGCUCCCCACGAGGUGCCAUCUAUCGAGUCAAAGGGAACGGCACCAUGAAACGAAGGGAUCUGAUCUACAUGUACUUUUUAGAUGGACCCAGAGAAGGAAUUGCUGGAGUGGCCCAACUGGUUUGCUAUUCUAUUCCGUUUGCCGUACCCCGCGAAUAGCAAACCGCGCAAUAGUUUGACUGGGCAUUCCCUCUUCUAGCUAGCCAGAAAUUAUGUAGAAUGCCAUCAUGUUUUGCCAAGGGAAAACCCAGGUUUCUCGAGGUAAUAUGCAAUACGAUAAGCCAAUAGUUGCCUCGUUUAUUUUAGUCGAUUUAACAUUAGAUGAAUACUGGGGAU